Oncorhynchus gorbuscha (pink salmon) is the source of this 1596-nucleotide messenger RNA. Its product is annotated as mucin-2-like. Lineage: Eukaryota; Metazoa; Chordata; Actinopteri; Salmoniformes; Salmonidae. The record is from RefSeq and is a predicted model, not a curated record. Bases 1 to 1596 code for a protein of 531 amino acids. The transcript has 7 exons.
AUGCAGCUCCUACCUCAAAUCUCCUACGACCAUUACAACUUCAAAACCUACAACAACAACCACAAGUGCAGCUCCAUCUACAACAACUGUAGCUCCUACGACCAUUACAACUUCAAAACCUACAACGACAAUCACAAGUGCAGCUCCAUCUACAAAAACUGUAGCUCCUACGACCAUUACAACUUCAAAACCCACAAUGACAAUCACAAACGCAGCUUAUACUGCAACUACAACACCUAUAGCUCCUACAGCGCCAAUCCCAACUGCAGGACCUACUACCAUAGUAAGUCCUACGAGAACCACAAAUGUAGCUCCUACAGCAACCACAAAAGCAGCUACUCCAACCACUGUAGCUCCUACAACAUCAAUCAAAACUGCAGGACCUACUACCAUUGUAAGCACUACGACAAACACAAAUGUAGCUCCUACAGCAACCACAACAGCAGCUACUACUACGACAACCUCAGCUCCUACAACUCCAACUGUAGCUUCUUCCACAAGAAGAAGUUCAACCCCUACUGCAACGACAACAGAAGCUUCUUCUACAACAACUGUAGAAACUACGACCAUCACAACAAUAUCCCCUACGACAACUGCAGUUCCUACAACUACCGUAGCUCCUACAGCCACUACAACUGCAGCAGCUCCAACAACAUCUGUAGCUGCUUCCUCAACCACUACAGCAGCCCCUACUGCCUUACUGCAACCACAUCUGAAGCUUCUUCUACAACAACUAUAGCACCUACGACAACAUCCCCUUCGACAACUGUAGCUCCAACAACGCCAAUCACAACCGAAGGUCCUACUACCAUUUUAACUCCUACGACAACCACAACUGGAGCACCUACAGCAACCACAACAACAACUGUAGAACCUAUGACAACCACAACAACAUCCUUUUCGACAACUGCAGCUCCAUCAACGCCAAUCAAAACCUCAGGUCCUACUACCAUUUUAACUCCUCCGACAACCACAACAACAUCCCCUACGACAACUGCAGCUCCUACUACAACUACAGUAGCUCCUACGGCCACUACAACUGCAGCAGCUCCAACAACAACUGUAGCUGCUACCUCAACCACUACAGCAGCCCCAACUGCAACUAGAAAUGAAGAUCCUUCUACAAUAACCACAACAACUGUAGCUGCUUCCACAACCACUACUGCAUUACCUACUGCAACCACGACUGCAGCUUCUUCCACAACCACUACUGCAGCCCUUACUGCAACCACAGCUGAAGCUUCUUCUACAACAACUGCUGCAGCCCCUACUGCAACUAGAACUGAAGUUCCUUCUACAAUAACCACAACAACAUCCCCUACGACAACUGCAGCUCCUACUACAACCACCGGAGCUCCUACGGCCACUACAACAGCAGCAGCUCUUACAACAACAACUGAAGCUGCUUCCACAAGCACUACUGCAGGCCUUACUGCAACCACAUCUGAAGCUUCUUCUACAACAACUAUAGCACCUACGACAACAUCCCCUUCGACAACUGUAGCUCCAACAACGCCAAUCACAACCGAAGGUCCUACUACCAUUUUAACUCCCACGACAACCACAACUGGAGCACCUACACUCCAACAACUGUAG